AAGGGGCGGCGGGCUGGCCCCGAGCUUAGGCUGCUGGUCUCCGGAGGAUAACAUUUGGAGCUUCUAAAUUAGCACUGACCCUGAGGUUAGUGAAAAACGACCCCGGAAUGUGGAGGCCCUGACUCAGGGCCAAGAAGCGAAGUCCGGAACAGGAACUCGCAUGAAGGGAAAGGAGCCAGGCGCCUUGAAACGCUUUUCAAGGAUGGCAUCUGAUGUGGGGAUGUUGCUCCAAAGACGAGUGGAUAAGUGAAAUAUAGCCUCCUCUGCGACAACGUGGCAAGAGGGACAAAGACUUAGUUCUGAAGCUCCAGGCACAAUGACUCAAGCAGAAAUUAAACUGUGCUCUUUAUUGCUGCAAGAGCAUUUUGGUGAGAUUGUUGAAAAAAUUGGAGUCCACCUAAUCAGAACCGGCAGCCAACCUCUUAGAGUAAUUGCCCAUGACACGAAAACAUCCCUGGACCAGGUGAAAAAAGCACUUUGUGUCCUCAUCCACCAUAACCUGGUGAUCUAUCGUGUGCAUAAGCGCAGUGUGGUGGAGUAUGAAGCCCAGUGUAGCCGGGUGUUGCGAAUGCUUCGGUAUCCCCGGUACAUCUAUACUACCAAAACGCUGUACAGUGACACCGGCGAGCUGAUUGUUGAGGAGCUCCUGUUGAAUGGCAAAAUGACAAUGUCAGCUGUGGUGAAGAAAGUAGCAGACCGACUCACGGAGACCAUGGAGGAUGGCAAGACCAUGGACUACGCCGAGGUAUCAAAUGCGUUUGUGCGACUGGCAGAUACUCACUUUGUACAGCGCUGUCCUCUGGUUCCUGCCCCUGACAGUUCUGACCCUGAGCCACCACCACCUGCCCCGACUCUUGUCAUUAAUGAGAAGGACAUGUACCUAGUUCCUAAACUGAGCUUGAUAGGAAAAGGUAAGAGAAGGAGAUCAUCUGAUGAAGAUGCUACUGGAGAGCCCAAGGCCAAGAAACCAAAAUACCCAGAUAACAAAGAGCCCAGUCCAGAUGAUGGGAUUUAUUGGCAAGUCAACCUUGAGAGAUUCCACCAGCACUUCCGUGACCAAGCAAUUGUGAGUGCAGUUGCAAACCGAAUGGACCAGACAAGCAGCGAGAUUGUGCGGACAAUGCUCCGGAUGAGUGAGAUUACCACUCCCUCUUGUGCCCCGUUUACCCAGCCACUGUCUUCUAAUGAGAUCUUCAGGUCCCUGCCUGUUGGCUAUAACAUCUCUAAGCAAAUCCUCGAUCAAUACCUUACGCUGUUGGCAGAUGACCCCCUAGAGUUUAUUGGGAAGUCUGGCGACAGCGGUGGAGGAAUGUAUGUCAUCAACCUCCACAAGGCAUUAGCAUCCCUGGCUACUGCGACUCUGGAGUCUGUCAUCCAGGAGAGAUUUGGGUCUCGCUGUGCCAGAAUAUUCCGUCUGGUGUUGCAGAAGAAACACCUGGAGCAGAAGCAGGUGGAGGACUUUGCAAUGAUUCCUGCAAAAGAGGCAAAGGACAUGUUGUAUAAGAUGCUCUCAGAAAACUUCAUAUCUCUCCAGGAAAUUCCUAAAACCCCAGACCACGCGCCAUCCAGGACCUUCUAUCUGUACACCGUGAAUGUGCUGUCGGCCGCCAGGAUGCUGUUGCACAGGUGCUAUAAGAGCAUAGCCAACCUGAUAGAAAGGCGGCAGUUUGAAACAAAGGAGAACAGGCGGCUACUAGAAAAGUCUCAGAGGAUAGAAGCCAUCAUUGCAUCAAUGCAGGCCACGGGUGCAGAGGAGGUGCAGCUGCAGGAGAUAGAGGAGAUGAUCACAGCCCCUGAGCGGCAGCAGCUGGAGACGCUGAAACGCAACGUUAACAAGUUGGAUGCCAGUGAGAUCCAGGUAGAUGAAACCAUCUUCUUGCUGGAGUCAUACAUCGAGAGCACCAUGAAGAGACUGUUGUGACCCAGGGGAAGCAGCGCUAGGAUCAAACUCGGGGCCUUUCACAUGCUAGUCAAGUGCUGUACCA
This is a messenger RNA of Alexandromys fortis (reed vole), 1985 nucleotides long. RefSeq names its product RNA polymerase III subunit C (gene Polr3c). The record is from RefSeq and is a predicted model, not a curated record. The transcript is spliced from 15 exons. NCBI's taxonomy places the organism in Eukaryota, Metazoa, Chordata, Mammalia, Rodentia, Cricetidae. Gene Ontology annotation, molecular function: single-stranded DNA binding. Bases 317 to 1921 code for a protein of 534 amino acids. Gene Ontology annotation, cellular component: RNA polymerase III complex. Gene Ontology annotation, biological process: DNA-templated transcription.